Molecule: messenger RNA, 809 nt
Organism: Filobasidium floriforme
Lineage: Eukaryota; Fungi; Basidiomycota; Tremellomycetes; Filobasidiales; Filobasidiaceae
Exons: 5
Source: RefSeq, a predicted model, not a curated record
GUAAGGAGUCCAACCUGGAAAUCUCGUUCAGACUACGACCUCGUGAUCUCUUACUACAACGAAGACCUAGAAACGAUUCAGAAUACGAUCGAGCAAGUCAAAAAGCGGUUACCAAGCCAGACGACAUCGAGGACGAUCGUCUAUGCAAAGGGACCAAAUUCGGCUAGUCGCGCGGCAAUGUCUGAAUUUCUCCAGAAAAUUGACGCAGACGAGAUCGUGGCUUUGAAGACCGUCGGCAGAGAAGGGGAAACGUAUUUGCAACAUAUCGUCCGGCACUAUUCCUCUACAGAUUCACCCCUGGCCACGCACACGAUAUUCCUGCAACCUCACAUCCCUUGGCCCGGCACUGCUUUCCCGCGGCUGGAAUCGAUGACCGCGAAUACUGGCUUCAUGUCCCUCAGUACAUACGUGAACGCGAGCUGUCCUGCCGACGGUAGCGAGAUCGACGUCCUAGACCAGGUACAUCCACGCAUAGCCCAGAUAUACUCUAGCUUUCAACAGGAUUUGUGUCCAUCGACGGGUUUCACGAUCACGUGGUUUGGGCAGUUCGUGGCUUCGCGACAGCGUAUCCACCGAAAUCCGCUGAAAGCGUACCAAAACUUGCUGGACUACUUUGACGUACCCGUCGGCGAGGGAAAUGAGAAGGAGUGGAUCUGGGACGAAGGGUGGUGGAACAACUCGCCGGAUAAUCCGACGUUAGGUCAUGCGCUCGAGCGAUCUUGGCCGGCCGUUUUCGGCUGUUCCGAUCUGAAGCUAGCACUCGAAUGCAAAGACGAAUCGGGCUCACAUUGUAUGUGUAUGGAUUGAUA